AUAGUGUGCAAACAUUUUCUUAGGGGGCGCGACGGAAUUCGGCGCAAAAAGCGUCCCAGUGUAAUCGGCCCAGUGGCCGCUCUCAGGUUUUUCUUUGCUGAGGAUAAUCACGAUUAAUUUAACCUCGACUUAAAUUCAAUUGCGUGUCUAUUUAACAUUGACAAUCGGCAAGCUUUGAUACAUGCACGUUACGGAUCGCAAAAAAGCAGUAGAUCAAAAUGAUUCUCGAAGAAUAUAAAGAGAUAGUAGGAACUUGUGCCAUGUAUAUCACAAUGUUACAAAUGCUAGCUGGAACAGUCAUAUGUAAAGAUAUAUACCAGAAAGGUACAUCCAAAAGUGUUGAUCCAAUGCCUUUUCUUGGUGCCAUAGGAGUAUGUACAUUGAUGCUUCGAUAUGCAUGGAUGUUGAGUGAUCCUGCAAUGAUAAAUGUUAAUGUAUUUGGCAUUAUAACAAAUACAGUAUAUAUGACAGUAUACUACUAUUAUGCUGCAAAUACAAGAGAUGUACUCAACUUAAUAGGCAAAGUAACAGUUCUUAUCACAGUCUUCCUUGUAUAUGCACAGAUAGAACAUCCAUCAAAUGUUGAAUUUAGAUUUGGCAUAUUGGUUACUAUACUUCUUCUUCUUUUAAUUGCAGCCCCUCUUGUACACCUCAGGGAGAUUAUAAAGACAAAAAAUACAGAAAUACUUCCAUUUCCACUUAUCCUCAUGGGUACUUUAGUUUCCUUCAGCUGGUUAUUGUAUGGUUUUAUCAUUGACAAUGCUUUUGUUGUUGUCCAGAAUGCAGUUGGCUUUACGCUUAAUAUAAUUCAACUAUCUCUUUUCGUAAUAUUUCCAUCAAAAAUGUCACACGAUAAGCUAUUAAAUGAACAAAGAAAAAAAGAUUAAAAUGGUUUUUUUAAAAUAGAUAUAAAGGAGACUGGGGCAAACUUGAUGUUAGGCUUUUUGCUCAUUUAAAUCUAUCAUAGAAAUUUACUUUUCGUACGUAUAAAUGCAUCUUUAUGUACGAGUAUUGUCAAUGGAAUUUGGUGACAUUCUGAGUUACGAUGUAAUUUAUAGUGUAAUUUGUAGCAUAUUCAAAUGGACCUGGACUAAUCAACCUGGGAUUAAGGGUGUGUUUGGAAACUCAGUAAAAAAAUUGGUAGCAGUGAAAAUUACUGAUGCUGCAUUUCAUUUCUCGCAUCAGUAAAGAUUGAUUGUUCCAAUUUUUUGAUAAGUUAAUUGAUAGUUAAAUUAUUUAAUUUAUCUUUGUUUUUUUCAGUUUAGACAAAGACAGACAAAUGAUUUAAUUAUCAGUUAACUUACCAAGGAGUUGGAACAACGUGCCCUAAAAUCAGUAAACAGCUAAUGAUUCUGAGCUGAUGUAGUAAUUAUUGCAAAUAAUUAAUUGAUCUUAAAGAAUUAAAUGAUUUCAAAGAAUUAGUGCAUCUUAAAAAGUUAAUUGAUUUAAAACCACACACACACACAAUGCUGAAGUGAUAAAUGUAGUCAUAUAUUAUAAAAAUACAAA
Molecule: messenger RNA, 1509 nt
Organism: Harpegnathos saltator (Jerdon's jumping ant)
Lineage: Eukaryota; Metazoa; Arthropoda; Insecta; Hymenoptera; Formicidae
Product: sugar transporter SWEET1
Exons: 6
Coding region: 219-887 (222 amino acids)
Biological process (GO): carbohydrate transport
Cellular component (GO): membrane
Molecular function (GO): sugar transmembrane transporter activity
Source: RefSeq, a predicted model, not a curated record